GAGAGUGCUACGGCUGCUGGUUGUCACUCAUUGUGCCGCGAACACGGGUAGCGACAAGGACCAAAAUUGAGUCCAGUAGCAGUUGUUAUCGCUGGAAAAGGCUGAUAUCUGUAUUUUUCACCUCCUCUUCCCCAGGAGCGACAACCGCAUCUUGUUUUAAAGUGCGUCUCUUCUGCAAAGGAGAAUAUCUGUGACACAUUACAAUGCUGCAAAUAAGGGACCUCCUCUGGGGAUUGCUACUCAUUGGCUGUGCAGCCUCCAUCCAGGUGGAAAUCACUCCGACACAGGGAGAAAUCAGUGUGGGAGAGUCCAAAUUUUUCCUCUGCGAAGUGGUGGGCGACGCCAAAGACAUCGACUGGUACGCCCCCAGCGGUGAGAAGAUCCUUCCCAACAGGCAGGACAUUUUUGUGAGCCGCAGCGACGAGAGCAUGUCGACCCUCACCAUAUACCACGCCACCGUGGACAACGCCGGCAUCUACAAGUGCGUGGCGAGGAACGGGGACAAGGAGGCGGAGGCCACUGUCCAAGUCAAGAUCUUUCAAAAAAUCACCUUCCAGAGCGCGCCGAGCCCACAGGAGUUCAACGAAGGCGACGACGCCGACAUAGUCUGUGACGCCGUCAGCUCGCCGCCGCCAAACAUCAUCUGGAAACAUAAAAGCACCAAGAUCCAGUCCGCCAAAGACGUGCGCUACAGGAUCCUGGAUAACGGCCACCUGCAGAUCCGCGGCAUCAAGAAGACAGAUGAGGGCACGUACACCUGCGAGGCGCGCGUCAUGGCCAGGGGAGAAAUUGACUUCAGGAUGAUCAAGGUCAUUGUUAAUGUGCUCCCCACCAUCCGUGCCAGGCAGUCCGAGGUCAACGCCACGGCCGACAUCAGCAGCUUUGCUGUGUUAGCAUGCGACGCGGACGGCUUCCCUGAACCCACCGUCACCUGGGCACAUAACAACGUUGUCCUUGAGCGGGGUGAUAAGUACACCAUGAAAGACGACGGUUCUGAAUUGGUAAUCGCGGAUGUCACGAAACUGGAUGAAGGAGAAUACACUUGCAUCGCCAAGAACAAGGCGGGCGAGAAAUCCGUGGAAGUCAGCCUCAACGUUUUUGUGCCGCCCAAGAUUACCUACUUGAUUAACGCGACUGCCUUAGAGUUCGACGAGCAGCUCACGCUGACCUGCGAGGCCUCAGGCGACCCCACACCCACCAUCUCCUGGAGUUUUGAAAACAAGGUGUUCACUGAAGGACAGCAGGCUUCUUGGACGCGACCAGACAAAUAUGAGAGCCUCGAUAGAAAUAUCGUGGUGCGCACCCACGCACGGGUUUCCUCCCUCACCUUGAAAAACGUGCAGUUCACGUACGCCGGCCAGUAUCUCUGCACCGCCAGCAACUCCAUCGGUCAGGACGACAAGCACAUGUACCUGGAGGUCCGCUAUGCUCCAAAGAUCCUGGGAGCGGUUGCAACGUACACGUGGGAGGGAAACGCGGCCAACAUCAGCUGCGAGGUGGAGGCUCACCCGGGAGCGUCGGUGGUUUGGUUCCGAGACGGCCUGCAGCUGCCCAGCGCCAACAUGACCAACGUCAAGAUCUACAACGUGCAAACCAUCAGCUACCUGGAGGUCACCCCUGAGUCUCAGUAUGAGUUUGGGAGCUACAACUGCACGGCGACAAAUUUGAUGGGCACCGAGUCCAAGGAAUUCCUUCUCAUCCAAGCAGAGGUGCCAUCGUCGCCAGAAAUCAUACAGGUGGAAGCCUUCUCGAGCACGGCGGUGGUAGAGUUCAAGGAGCCCGAUUCUCUCGGUGGAGUGCCCAUUAUCAAGUACAGAGUGGAGUGGCGUUUGACCGGCCAGGAUUGGACUGGCAGGGAGUAUAAAGCCGAGGACGACAUGACCGAGGUCACCAUCACCGGCCUGAACCCGGAGACCACCUACGAGGUCAAGAUCUCUGCCAUCAACGGCAAAGGUGAAGGCGAGAGCAGCCAGGCCGACACUUUCAAGACCAAGCCCGUCCGGUAUUCUUUCACAACUUCAUCACAGAUUCCACCCACUAUUGCUGCCACCACUAUGGCCCAUAAAGGGGAACCCACUGCCCCAAAGCUAGAGGCCAAGGUCCAUAACAGGGGCAAUUCUCUUAAGGUCAACUGGAUCAAACAGGACGACGGCGGUUCACCCAUUAAACAUUACCUGGUCAAAUACAAGGCUAAGCACGUAUCCGACUGGAAGCCCGAGAUCCGCCUGCCUCAUGGCAGUGAGUAUGUGGUGCUGAACGGCCUGGACUGGGACACAGAGUACGAGGUGCACGUGGUGGCAGAAAAUCAGCAGGGCAGGUCUGACCCGGGAAUCCUCUCCUUCAGAACAGCCACAGAGCCCACUACCAUCCCAGCCACCCUCGGUUGCCAAUGUGUCACGCACAGUCUGGCAGCUCUCCUGCUGUCCAUGCUCGCCGCGCACUGGCUCUCAUAAACUGAUUUUGUUUCGAGGAGAAAGAGGAACGUCUGAGCCUGUGAAAUCGUUGGGCCGCAGACCCCCCCCCUUUGCUUUCUAUGCCUUUUGACCCUUGUGCAGCCACACACAAGAUGAAAAAAAAAAAAGAAAAAAAGAUGACGAGUCAAGACAUUGGUUUCAUGAUGUUAUUACAGGGUGCUCAGUACUUGCAUCAUUCUCAACUUUUGGGGACUUAGAUUCUGUUGAUAAUUUUGUCUCAUUAUUUUUCAUGUCAAUAAAAACGAAUAGAAACAGAAAGGGCAAACUUAUCAGAAGGUUGUGUUGCUGUUACAACUCGGACAUGGGUGCUCCUUUGACAUCUAAUGUAAAAAAAACAAAACAAAAAAAACAACAGUGUUGCUUCUUUGUUUUAGAUAGUUAGCACAUUCAUAAUGCCUUAAAUGUCAUCUGAAGAGGGGUGAUACAUACAAUAAUGAUUACCACGCACUGUUUUCCAGUGUCUACAGUGUUCCAGCCAGAAAUGGUAAUUGCAAAGGGAUUUUUAUUUUGGAAUUUAGGACCAAUUACCGAGACACAUUUUCAAAUUGUUGUCUCAAAUGACGUACUAGCAUGAAAACUGCAUGAGAGCUGACACAAGGCAUGACCCAGUGUUCAUAAAUGUGCUAUGCAGCUGCUUUGAAGCUCCGCCCACAGCCCCCGGUCGAGCAUUAUGAAUGUGUUAACGCAGUAUUGAGUGAACACACGCAGAGAAAAAUGAAUAUUGAUCAUGCUCGAAGUAUUUCUUUUCUUUUUUUUUCCAAGGACACGUAAUAACGUCAAGAUUGCAUAUUCCACUCACUAUCAAGUACAUUGUUAUGUAACCGCCUUGUGAGCAGAGGGUCAGAGGGUCACGCAGAUACAAACUAAUCAUGUUUUGUGAAAGUGUACAUACUCUUUUCAAACUGGUCGACAAGAAUCCAGCUGGUAUUUCGACGGUCAUGUUCUCUUUUUACCUGAAAGCAGAGGAUUAAUGUCUAAAAACACGUAAAUGCCACAGCUGUUAAACACUAAAAAAAACAAAAAAAAAACAACUCAUUUUCAAUAAUGUGAAAUUAUUUUAUCCUCUGAGACAUUUUUGUAAGUACAUAUUAGUGUAUUUCCAUGUAACCAUUGUAGGGUUGAAAUAAAAUGUCUUUUUUCUUUU
Solea senegalensis (Senegalese sole) is the source of this 3618-nucleotide messenger RNA. It is a transcript of the gene ncam1a, whose product is annotated as neural cell adhesion molecule 1a. NCBI's taxonomy places the organism in Eukaryota, Metazoa, Chordata, Actinopteri, Pleuronectiformes, Soleidae. The coding region runs from base 204 to 2453 and encodes 749 amino acids. Gene Ontology annotation, cellular component: membrane. Gene Ontology annotation, biological process: cell adhesion. The record is from RefSeq and is a predicted model, not a curated record. Gene Ontology annotation, molecular function: protein binding. The transcript is spliced from 20 exons.